This is a messenger RNA of Odocoileus virginianus texanus, 1369 nucleotides long. Its product is annotated as retinol dehydrogenase 16-like. Gene Ontology annotation, biological process: steroid metabolic process; retinol metabolic process. Gene Ontology annotation, molecular function: all-trans-retinol dehydrogenase (NAD+) activity. The record is from RefSeq and is a predicted model, not a curated record. NCBI's taxonomy places the organism in Eukaryota, Metazoa, Chordata, Mammalia, Artiodactyla, Cervidae. Gene Ontology annotation, cellular component: intracellular membrane-bounded organelle.
GGAGUUAAAGAGGACCAGCUAUGAAAGCAGCUUUGUGUGAGUCCUCCUAAGACCCGUCCCAGCAUCUGGGAGAGUCUCACCCUCGCCUGUGUCCCCUCAGCCCCUCCCGUUUCCUCGCAGUGCCCCAGACGCCCCCGCUGCACCCCAGAACACGUUUCUGCUCCGGGGAACCAGGCUGUGUGUCUGUCCCGUAAAAGGCCAUGUGGCUGCACCUGGCGGUCCUCGUGGGCCUGUUCUACCUCCUGCGCUGGUACCGGGAGAGGCAGGUGGUGAGCCACCUCCGGGACAAGUUCGUCUUCAUCACGGGCUGUGACUCGGGCUUCGGGAACCUGCUGGCCAGGCAACUGGACCUGCGAGGCUUGAGGGUCCUGGCUGCGUGUCUGACGGAGCAGGGGGCCGAGCAGCUGAGGAACCAGACGUCAGACAGGCUGCAGACGGUGAUCCUGGACGUCACCAAGACUGAGAGCGUCGCUGCGGCCUCUGAGUGGGUGAAGGAGCGUGUGGGGGACAGAGGACUCUGGGGUCUGGUGAAUAAUGCCGGCAUCUCCACGCCCACGGCACCCAACCAGUGGCUGACCAAACAGGACUUCAUGAAGAUUCUGGACGUGAACCUGUUGGGGGUGAUUGAUGUGACCCUGAGUCUGCUGCCCCUGGUGCGGAAGGCGAGGGGCCGUGUGGUCAACGUCUCCAGCGUCAUGGGCCGGGUGGCACUCUUCGGUGGAGGCUACAGCAUGUCCAAAUACGGCGUGGAGGCCUUCUCGGACUCCCUCAGGAGGGAGCUCUCCUACUUUGGGGUGAAGGUGGUUAUGAUCGAGCCUGGUUAUUUCAAGACCGCUGUGACCAGCCCUAAGGCACUUUCUCAGGGCCUCCAGGCAUCUUGGAAUCAGGCCAGCCCAGAGAUCAAGGAACUCUAUGGAGAGAAGUUCUUGGCUAACAUCUUGAAAUCACCUGACUUGUUGAACACAACCUGCUGCCAGGAUCUGUCCUUGGUGACCAACUGCAUGGAGCACGCCCUGACCGCCUGCCAUCCCCGCACCCGAUACUCACCUGGCUGGGACGCCAAGUUGAUCUACCUCCCCAUGAGCUACCUGCCCAGCUUCCUGGUGGAUCUCAUGGUGUACUGGACUAGCCCCCAACCUGCUAGGGCCCUGUAACCCAAGACUGGGGUGCAUUGUAGGGGGUAUCACGUAUAGAGUGGGGAGAGGAUGCCUCGGGGGAGGGAAAUACAGUGGAGAGCAGAGCUCUCCAGGAUGGGUGUCACCAGGACGCCCAUCCCACCUCACUCCCAUCUCCUCCCCAGUCUCCUCUUGGGAUAUUACUUAGGACUCAGGGAUAUUAGAAAGAAACAAGCUUUGUGGUGAGAAGCUGA